AUUCGGUUCCUGCCAUAUCUUUGUCCCAUAUCGCUUGCCGUAGUCUCAUACAAGCAGAUGUACGUGCAUGAGAAUUCCUGUGCGUAUCACAAAAGCUGCCACACCGUGGUGUCACGUCUAUCUCUACCCGCCACUGGAAAUGCAUUGUGUGGUGUCGUGGGGAGGGACACUGAUUUGCCUCUCACAAGACAAGCGAAAUAGUCGCUAGAUUCGGCCAGAUUGAGCCUGAAAAGUCGCUAAGUCGCUAGAUGAUUUUUUUUGUCGCCAGAGGUGGCCAAAAGUCGCUAAAUCUAGCGACAAAGUCGCUAAAUUGGCAACACUGGUUCAGUGAAGGAGAGGAGGAGGGGGGCAUUCUUACUUUGCCUGUGUGCUUCUCUUGUCCAAACAUAUCAACUUAACUCAUUUUGCCUAGUAAUGUUAUUUAUUUAACAGCAGCACACAUGAAAAAAAAGCUCAAUUACAAGCUGCUUUUAACAAAAAAAGUGUGCCUUCGUCUCUGCCACGUUACUUUUGGACGUUACUUUUAGACGUUACUUUUAAGUGAUACACCAUGGUAAAGUCUGUUUUUUAUUAGGACAUAUCAGAAGGAAUCAAAAUAAUAUUAUUUCGGGCUUGGCUCCCUUCCCAGCAAGGAGAGUAGAGACAGGAGGGCUUACUGAGAGACAGGAAAAGAGACAGGAGGGCUUACUGACGUCAUAACAGGGUAGUACGAAAUGAUGGCGAGGGGAGUACGGAAAUUUGAUUCUUCUUCUACGGUCAGUAUUGGAACAGGGUUUCCGCCACAUUCAUUUCACCGUGGCGGGCCGCCACGCCUUCGCUAUGCCCCGCCAUCCCUCGGAAAAAUUCGGAGUCCUGUCAGGGUUCUAGCAAGCGCAAACUUGCGUUGGGCUAAGGCCCGUUACGCUAUGAUUUUGGACCGCUUACAGAGUAACGGCGUCCUGUCUGUAUUUAUUUGUACAAUAAAGACAGAUCAAUGUCAGUGGGCUAUCGCCCUUCUGCCAAACUUGACACUUUUCCGUGGAUUCUUGACGGUUUUUAGUCAUCUCUGUGAGCGCUGCGUUAGAUUUCAGCGAUAUCUCUCAGCGCUACACAGGGUCGGAACGGCAUGAGUUAUGUCCAAAAGUAGCCUAUAGCCUAAUUUGUGUUUGCUAAAAGCCAUCACUGUAAAACUAGUUCACAAUUAAAAGCAAAUAGAAAGGAAAUAUGCUGCUUUUUAUUGAGCUAUCCUACUGCAUAAAGUUCCUUGAUCUGCCAUCAUGUUACACGCGCUAAGAAACAUCAUCCAAAGAUAGAGAGAACUGUUAACCAUGCGUGCCCACUUCGGGUAGUUCCAAAUGUCGAAGUUGUUAUAAGCCUAAGCUCUCUGCGUGGCUAAGCAGUGAUACUUGUGAUUUAUUAUGUAACAGGUUGGACUAGGUCCCCUGUUAGUGUGCAUGUUAUAAUUGAAAACAGCUGCCCGUGUGGGCGAGGGUGGAGCCCUUCCGGUUAGUAUAAAUUGCCUACUAUGUUGUCUGUUAGCCAGGUGUGGCUAACCUCAGUACCGGUUGGCGCUUGGGGAAGCCCUGUACGCUGGGUGAGGUAGGUGAUGUUGGCGUGUUGGGUGUUGGACCCACACUGGAGCGCGUAGAGCGCAGCUGAAAUGCGGACGCCAGGUUGCCGCAUGUAGCCUAACCGGCUCGAAGGUAAGCCCUUCUGUGUGCACCUGGCGAUAGCCAAUUAUGUUUGUACUGUGGCUAACGAGAUGUUGUUUCACUGCAGCAUUGCAUGGUGAAGCAAGGGUCAACCGUAGACUUCCAAGCUCGGUCCAGUGCUUCCCAAUUGCAACUGAAGGUAAUUUCUAAUUAACCGUCACUCUGUGCCUGUGGCUUUCAUGCCACACCUUGCUCAUUGAUAAUGGCAUUUCCCUGGCAUUAACCCAGUCUGUCUUGUGCUUUCUAGGUUGAGCACAUUAUUGUCAAUUGGCUGGGGUGGGGGGACGCCGCCGUCUUUUCCCGGUGUUUGUGUUUGUUAUUUUGCCUUUUACCACCACGAGCUCUUUUAGUAGUGGCAGGUUGUUGUUCCUUUGCGCAGGUGCGCGACGCUUUCGUCUUUCAGCCAUACGGUCUGACACGGUCAGCUCCAGUCACCCACCCCUUAGACAAGGGAUGAGUGAUUGGGGACUGGCCGGUUGAGAUUUGUAGCAGUAUCGUGUAAACUUAUUGGUGAGGUGUAGAUCCCCUGAGUGGUAUAGUAAACUCUCUGCCAAGAGGCCUGAUUUGAUAAACAUAGGCUACCUCUUCACUGUGAAUCAUUUCAGUGUGCUGUGACUUAUUUUGUUUAUUUUGAUUAUGUUUUGUGUGUACAGUUUUGAUUGAUUGCAGUGUUAUUUUGCAUUCGCAGUGCAGUGUGUAGUUAACACACUCAGUAAAUUACCUGUACUAGGCCUACUCAGUGCUCUCGCACUUAAGCCGUCACCGUUUCACGAUAUGUACCUGUAUUGACUUCAGUCGAGUUAAGACUCUGUUUGUGUAUGGACUCAAGUGAACUGCCUGCUCAUUUUGGAAACGAAUAAGACUGAAAGCAGAAGAAAAUAAAAACUAUUGUAUGUGCAACAGCUGUGUCAUCCUUGUCAUCUAGAACCUGUCGGGGAAAAUUGUAUUGUUAACAUCUGGGUUGUCUCACCCUUAACGAGACUGGCGUAGUCACCUUUUAAAACCUAAUUACUUAAAAAGCUAGUAAUCCUACCAACCUCCACUCUGCUAGAAUUAUAAAAUAAAAAAGGGAGAACCGCAACAAACGCGUUCAAAGUUUAACCCUCUGAGGUCUAAGGCUUUUCAGAGGCUUUUAGACUGCUUGCACCACCCUAACAUUUUCAAGUAUUUUCAUUUUAAAUAUAUCACUGAUUCUUGAGAAAGCGGCUAAAACAUGUCUCUGCAAUAAACUGCCAAUUCUGUUGAAAAUAAACUACAUUUCCAUGAACAAAAUGAAUCCAGGUAAAGACACAGGGGUCUGUUACAUAAAUGUACAGUCGUUUGAAAUAUUUAAGUGUAAUUUUAUUACUUUUCAUGGCUAUAAACCUGCCCACACCCUGUAAAAACAGCUGUCCCAAGGACAGACAUCAUCAUUUCAAUUGACUUAAAAUGUAAAAAUCACUGAUAUUAUUGAAUAAUAUCACCAUGAUGUGUAAGUCCAUAUUGAAGUGGUUCUGCAGAUAUGCACAUAGUGUGUGUUAAGCAAUAUUUACUACUAUUUUCUGAUUGCUCAAAGUGUGUCCAGCAUAUUAGUCACCACCGUCAGAUUUUUUUUAAAAGACAAUAAAAUCAGGUAUGCGCAAGGUCAUUGUCAUUACUUAGGACACCUUUUCAAACCUUUAGAUCUACCGAGUACUUCACCAUCACUGAAGCUCCUGUAAGUUUACUAAUUUCUCCUCAAUUUGAUCAUUUGUUUGGACACUGGUACUGUCCCAACCAUAAACUGUCAACACCGUCGAGAGUUUUAAUAGUAUUAUUGUUACAUUAAUGUUAAUUAUAUAUACUUUUUCAGAAGCGUCAUGAAGCCCCUAAGAAACAGAGCGAAAACGAAGUGGCUAAUGUGAGCAAAAAAUGCACAAUAUGUAAAAGAGUGUUUUUUUGUCUCACACCGUCAGAUGUCACCACCGUCAGAUUUUGUUCCGCUCAUCAUCUUGUUCCAUAUUUUACUAAAUUGUGCUGGUUAAUGAAACAUUACCAGACAUAUUAGUAAUAAUUGUGACCCAAACUUAUACUCCAGCCUCCACUGAGGUGCAUUUGGAGGGUUUUUUGUCACAAAACCUGACGGUGGUGACAUCUGAUGUAGUUCACAAAAAAGCAUGUGUUUUACAUGUUUUUGACAAGUUUUAAGAAUAUGCUUCCAAUAACUAUCUACAAUUAUGUUGAAUUGUAAAAGUAAUUCACUUAAAUACAGUAAACUUAUUUUUUUUACUUCUAAUUCUGUCUGACGCUGGUGACAAAACCAAGAAAGAGCCCAUUUUAUGAAAAAUGUAAAACAUGGGGAGCUUGGCCAAUACAUUCACUGCACAGCCAAGACGUUCAUCUAUGAUAAUACACCUCUAUAUUUUGGAUUUGAACAACUUAAAACCUGUUUAUGCCACAUUUUCAAUAAUCUACACCUACAUCCUAGAGUAUCUAACAAAUGAAGAAAAAACACAUGCACAAUCAUACUGUGCACACACAAAAAUAAAGUGUUUAUGCUAGAUGUCAUUGACUUGAGAGGGUUAUUUAUUUUGCUAAAUGUAGGUAAUAAUUAGGUCACUUUCACCACCUUCAGAUUACUGUCACCACCGUCAGUUCUUAAGUCACCACCGUAAGAAGGAGUUUUGGACAUUUUAAAUGAAUGUGCUUACAAAAUUUUCCUUUGUAGUUGUUGAAUUAUCAAAGUAAUAGCAAAUUUAAGCCUACACAAAUAUUUGUGAAAUUACAAAAAAUUGUUUGAUCUAUUUAGCCAUUAAGUAAGCAUUGUCUGACAGCACAUAUUUUUAAAUUAGAACACAUGAAGCAGUAUUAAAAUAGAAUGAAAGUGAAUUUUCAACAUUUAAAGGCGUAUGUGUGAACCAAAAAACACAAACAAUCACUUAAAAACUCCAGAUACAUAUGCAACCAAAUCAAUACACUUUUUAUUGCUUUUAAUUGUGUCUGACGGUGUUGACAAAAAACAAGGUAUGAUCGGAGAAAAACCUGAUUUCUGAAAAAAAAUGGAAAAUGGGGAGAUUGGCCUUGUGCAUUUCUGAAAAGCCAAGACCUUUGUCUACGAGGAUAUACCAUAUUAUUUUGUAAUUCACUUCGUUUUUUUCUUUCAAGAUUACAACCUGUUUUAGCCACUUUCUCAAGAAUCAGUGGUAUACAAUUGGGACCUGGAAGGUCUGAGGUUUCUAAUGGUGUGACUUAUAUGUUUCUAGACACAUUGCCCUCUGAAGGGCACUCGGACCUCAGAGGGUUAAGGGUCGGAAAUGGCACCUUGGGUGGCACGCGACGGCAUGAGUUAUGUCCAAAAGUAGCCUAUAAUGUGUGUUUACUAAAAGUCAUCACUGUAAAACUAGUUCACAAUUAAAAGCAAAGAACUAGGCCUAUUUGAUUUCCUCCAUUUACUUAAGACCUGAUGUAAAGCAGGAGGAAUUUUCUACCAAAGACAAGAAAUGUGGCGUGAAAUUUUAGCCAUUGAGCUACUGCGUAAAGUUCCUUGAUCUGCCAUCAUGUUACGUGCGCUAAGAAACAUCAUCCAAUUCUGACCGAGAGAACUGUUAACCAUGCGUGCCCAAUUCGGAUUGUUCCAAAUGUCGAAGUUGUUAUAAGCCUAAGCUCUCUGCGUUGCUAAGCAGUGAUAGUCUUGAGUUAUUAAAAGGAGAGAACCGCAACAAACGACACAUUGCGUUCAAAGUUUAAAGAAAGAAAAAUCAGCGUGCUGCCACAGCGUUUAGGCAACGUUAAAUGAUAAUAGGCUACAUAUGUGGGUCUUGAUAUGACAAAAUGAUGUCCAUAUGCUUCAUCAUUGAAAAUAACCGUUCAGUAAAACGUGUUCACUCGUUCCGACUGUCCUGCUUAAUUCUGUUAUAGCUUCUGCAGUGCAGACAAGUGUCAUCCAAAAAUCCUAUUAGCCUAUUCCCCCUUGUGUCCGUGCACAAAGCAAAACGCUGUGUCUCUCAAAAUCUGUUGUUCAUUUAACAUAAAAUAACGGUAUCUUUGCACGUCCUUCCAUCGGUCUAGUAAAGUUUUUGACUUUCGGCGUCCCUCUCGCUGUUAUCCACAUGCGUUUAAAAUUAACACUUGAAGCGCCGCGGCAACAGGGACUGUAGGCUUCAGUAGCUAUUGAAUUGGGCUUUUGGCCUGAACAUCUACCAUUGAAAACACUGAAAUAUGAGAGAUAUAAUACAUUUGCACAGUCAACAUGCAACAUUUAAAUGUAGGCCUGAAAUAACUGGCUAUGGUGUGCUUUUGAUUUGGCUUGACACGGAUGACGGUUGACUCAACACCGUCUCAGUCACCACCAAAGAGGCUUGAGACAAGAGGGCUUACUCAAGUCAUAACAGCGUAGUACGAAAUGAUGGCGAGGGGAGUACGGAAAUGUUACUCUUCUUCUACGGUCAGUAUUGGAAGCAUCAGGAAAGCAUGUAAUGCCACUUGACCGCCCUGGUAAGAAACCAAAAACUGUUUAGAGAAGCUAGUCUAAUUUGCUUCACGGAAACAUGGCUAACUAGUCUCACGCCUACUUCUAAUGUGGAUAUACCGGGCUUCAGCGUAGUUAGACUGGACAGAGACAAUGCACUUUCCGGGAAAAAGAAAGGAGGUGGACUGAUCAUGUACAUCAAUAACAAGUUUUGUCAUCCCGGACAUGUAACGGUGAAGGAAACAGUGUGUAGUAAAGAUGUGGAGCUACUGGCCGUCAGUUUACGCCCUUACUACACUCCAAGAGAAUUUUCACACUGUAUAAUAAUCUGCGUCUAUGUCCCUCCGAAAGCUAUGCCGGACACUGCAUGUGACGUCAUUCACGCAACUGUUGCGAGGCUGCAAACGCAGCAUACAGAGGCUUUCUUCGCCAUCACGGGGGAUUUUAACCACGUCACCCUUAACUCCACCCUCACCAACUUUCAUCAGUUUGUUGAUUGUGCAACAAGGAAAAAUAAAACCAUUGACCUCCUGUAUGCAAACGUGAAGGAUGCAUAUAGUGCCACCCCCCUUCCUCCACUGGGUUUCUCUGACCACAAUUUGAUACAUCUACAGCCUCUGUACAUCCCAAAAGUACAAAGGCUCCCAGUUACCACACACACUUUUAGAGUAUGGUCACCAGAAACUGAGGAGGCACUAAGGGACUGCUUUGAAACCACUGACUGGAGUCUAUUGCAGGGCAGUGAUGACCUGGAGGAGGCCACAGCAUGUACUACUGACUACAUAAACUUCUGCAUGGACAUUGUUGUACCAACAAAGACUAUUCGCUGCUACCCCAACAACAAACCCUGGGUAACCAGAGAUGUCAAGCAACUCCUCAAUAGGAAAAAGAAGCUUUUUAAAGAAAACAACUUGACAGAGCUGAGGAGUGUGCAGCGAGAGCUCAAAAGCAGAAUGAAGGAGGCCAAGGUGGCAUAUGGGAAGAAGGUGGAAAUGAAAAUGAAGGACAAUGCUAAAGAGGCAUGGCAGGGGAUAAAAAAGAUCACUGGGUGUGGAAAGAAGAGAGGUAUGGCAGAAGGCGACCUGUCAAUGUGCAAUGACUUAAACCAUUUUUACAACCGGUUUGGAAACUCUGACACAGAGGGCAGCAUUUCCCUUGUCACCUCUAUCCCUACACCCCCCCAGCCCACACUUGACAACCACUCUUUAGCAGGCUCCCAUCUCCCCCACUCACAACCCCCCAUUCCCAAGGACAAAGGAGAAGUGGCAGAGUGGCAGAACAACACACAACAGUUGAGUUGA
Molecule: messenger RNA, 7418 nt
Organism: Engraulis encrasicolus (European anchovy)
Lineage: Eukaryota; Metazoa; Chordata; Actinopteri; Clupeiformes; Engraulidae
Exons: 3
Coding region: 6309-7418 (369 amino acids)
Source: RefSeq, a predicted model, not a curated record